Messenger RNA from Pseudogymnoascus destructans, 1851 nucleotides. RefSeq lists its product as uncharacterized. Lineage: Eukaryota; Fungi; Ascomycota; Leotiomycetes; Thelebolales; Thelebolaceae. Gene Ontology annotation, molecular function: carbon-carbon lyase activity; pyridoxal phosphate binding. The transcript has 3 exons. Gene Ontology annotation, biological process: carboxylic acid metabolic process. The record is from RefSeq and is a predicted model, not a curated record. Bases 227 to 1723 code for a protein of 498 amino acids.
AUCCUACGGAGUAGCAGCGGGGUUGUCGUGCUCCUUCACGAGCUCGAGUCACUUAUAAAUUCCGUUCCCUCCUUAUAAAAGCAUUUCCUAUAAAGCCCGAAGACUCUGAAGGACAAUAUACUACCUAAUAUCCAGAGCAUUAAUUAUCGACAACCUCCUCCAUCUAUUGACAACCAUUUGAAGCAACCCCUCCUAACCUACGCCAACCACCCACACCGCCGCAAUAAUGUCCUCACCAAUCUCCAAUGAAACAUUCACCACCCCCCCCGUUGACCGCACCGAAGUCGCAACUCUAAUCACCAACUCCCUCGCCGCCCGCUCCCCCGCCCCCUUCCCCAAAGCCAGCACCCUCGCCGCCCUCACCCCAACCCUCCUCACCCACCUCCCACCCCACGGCACCCCCCCCAACACCCUAACCCACCUUCUCACCCUCCCCCCCGCCUUCUCCUCCCCCUCCCUCACCCCCGCCUUCUACGCCUUCGUCACCGGCUCCACCCUCCCCAUCGCCGCCGCAGCCGACAACCUCGCCACCGCCAUCGACUGCAGCGUCGCCGUCCACGACUCCCGCGCCUCCCUCGCCACCACACUCGAAGCGCACACCCUCAUCAUGCUAACCGAGCUGCUGCGCCUCUCCCCCUCCGUCUGGGGCGGCCGCGUCAUCACCCCCGGCGCGACGGGGAGUAACAUCCUCGCCAUCGCGACGGCGCGGGACGCGCUGCUGGAUCGUCGGCUCAAGGCGCGGGGACGCGCGGAGACGGUCGCGAGUGCGGGGGUUGUGGGAGCGUGCGUGCAGGCUGGGGUGAGGGGUAUGCAGAUCCUGGGCGCGGCGGCGCAUAGUAGUGUGCAUAAGGCUGCGGGGGUGUUGGGGUUGGGGCGGGGGAAUGUGAGGGAUGUGGGGGUGAAGGGGGAGCCGUGGAGGUUGGAUUUGGAGAAGGUGAGGAGGGAGGCGGGGAGGGAGGGGUGGGUGAGUGUUGUGGUUGUGGGGAUGGGGGAGGUGAAUACGGGGAGGUAUUUUGGGGGGGAGGAGGAGAUGGCGAAGUUGAAGGGGUGUUUAGAGGAGUGUGCGCCGGGGGCUGCUUGGAUUCAUGUUGAUGGUGCUUUCGGGAUAUUCGCUCGCUCGCUCCCCGAAACAGAAGAGUUCGCCUCCCUUCGAGCACAGUCCGAAGGGCUGCAAUAUGCCGACUCCAUAACCGCAGACUGCCACAAAGCCCUCAACGUGCCAUACGCAUCCGCCGUCCUCCUCACCCGCUCUGAAACCAAUCUGAACAAUGUCUGUAACAACGGCGCAGCCGCCUAUCUCAAGACUUCCGCCACAGACCCCAUCCCUUCCCCCCUCAACCACGGCUUGGAGAACUCGCGCCGCUUCAGCGCUCUGCCUAUCUAUGCCGUGCUCCACGCGCAUGGGCGCGAGGGUCUGGCCCUGUUGUUUGCUACGCAGGUGCGUCUCGCGAGGGCGGUGGCAAGUAUGAUUCGGGAGCUAGAGGCGUAUGAAUUACUUCCCACGGCAGAGGUGGCGGAGGUGGGUACGAUCGUGCUCUUCCGCCUGAGAGACCAGGAGCGGAAUGAGGAGCUCCUGGGACGGAUGAACGCUCAGAAUCGGAUCUAUGUUAGUGGAACCAGUUGGGAAGGGAGACCGGCAGUGCGGGUUGCGGUUUCGGGGUGGGAGAUUGAUAUUGAGAAGGAUACGAGUGUUAUUCGAGAGGUGCUGAAGGCAGCUGAGUAGUUAAUGAUGUGGGAAGGCCGUAGGCUUAUAGGUUUAUUACCCAUGGUGAAAAUGUUCGCGGGAUUUAAUGACAAAGAAAAAAAUUCAACAUAUAAAAGAUAGCGGAAUAUAAUUGGUCUAGUGGUUUG